Schistocerca serialis cubense is the source of this 1232-nucleotide messenger RNA. RefSeq lists its product as uncharacterized. Bases 504 to 1163 code for a protein of 219 amino acids. Lineage: Eukaryota; Metazoa; Arthropoda; Insecta; Orthoptera; Acrididae. The record is from RefSeq and is a predicted model, not a curated record. The transcript is spliced from 7 exons.
GCAAAUGCAACUCACACAAACAUGACCACAGUCUGUGGCAGCUAAAGCCAGAGUGUGCCAGACUGCUCGCAGUCUGGCUUCAGCUGCCAGAGACUGUGGCCAUGUUUGUGUGAGUUGCAUUUGCAUGAAUAUGUGUAGGUUGUCUAUUUUUGACAAAGGUCUUAUUGGCCGAAAGCCCACUUUCCGGCAGUCUUUUUGUUGUGUCUGUCUGUGAUUCAGCAUCUACGCUAUGUGUUUCAGGAACAUUAAUAUCAGCCACACUGGAAACGUUCAUGACGCAACAGUACUGAAGGAUUCAGGACUCUACAAAAUGGCAAGCAGGCUGAUGCCAGAGAGCUCACGAGCGGCACAACAUGGCAACGGCACAACCUUCGCCGCUGACCCGGCCACCACCACGUCUUACACGACAGCCGUCGAUAGCAAGAAGAGCCCGCCGUUCAGUGUUACAGAUCUAUGACUGAGCCUGCAGCCGAGCUUUCGUCCUACUCCUCUCUGCUAGGAAGAUGUUGAUGCAGGCACUGUUUGUGGCUGUGCUGGCAUCAUUCUGCAAUGCACAGUUUCAACCACAACCAGCAGGUCGUAUCUUAGAGCCACCUGUUCCAACUCUCUGUGCACAGAGGAAGAUUCAUGAACACUUCAAUGGCAAGGGCUAUUUCUUCUCAUGGAAAGACUCACAAACACAAACUCCUGAAGACUGGCUUGGUGGUCGUAACUGGUGUCGCAUGCGUUGUAUGGACCUUGUCAGUUUAGAAACUACAGCUGAGAACGAGUUCAUUAAGAAGCGAAUUGUUGAAGGAAACCAACGUUACAUAUGGACAAGUGGGCGUCUCUGUGACUUUAAGGGUUGUGACCGCCCAGAUCUGCAGCCCCUCCAUAUUAAUGGUUGGUUCUGGACUGCUGAACUGACUCGUCUUCCACCCACAACUGACAGACAUCAAAAUGAUUGGAGUCAUACUGGAGGACUCAACAGGCCCCAGCCUGAUAACAGAGAACCUCAGCAAGGAGGAGCUCCAGAGAACUGCCUUGCUGUGUUGAACAAUUUCUACAAUGAUGGCGUUCACUGGCAUGAUGUUGCUUGCCACCACCGCAAACCAUUUGUCUGUGAAGACAAUGAUGCUCUUUUGAAAUAUGUGCGAUACACCAAUCCCCAUCUGAAAGUAUAAAACACUGUAAGUGCUGAUAGGAACAAUAAAAUUUUUAUAACAAGCCUCAUUCUAUAUGCAUGAAAGUCA